AUGGACGAACAGAACACCUUCGUGGACGACGAGUGGGCGUCGCUCUUACUCGAUUCAUCAGCCGUGCCUCUCGCGGACAUCGAUAUGUCAGCUUUUGCCAACCUAUCAAGCGAUAUGCUAGAGCCGUUCCGCGACGAGACUACCAUACCGCAGGAUGAAGCAGGAGCAGCUGUUGACGUGGAACUCGGAAACCGGCCGUUUAGCGAACCGUUUCCGUUUAACACAACCGACGCGCUUUUUUGCGAUGAAGGUGGCGAUAUUCGCACAGCCGGUGGGUCGAUGCUAGUCGAUACGCCUCCUAGCGGCCGGUCGUCACCCGAGCCGUUAGCUUCCGUCAACGAUCACGGCCUGCCGUAUCUGGUGCAAGGAGGUAGCCAUGGCGCCGACGGCAGCAGCGACGGUGACUGCGCCAGUGGUGACUGUAGAAGCGGUGAUUGUGAGAGCGGUGGCUGUAAGGAGGGGAGCAGUCAGGUUGGGAGUCCGUGGCAUCAGUCAAGUGCCAUGUCAGCAGUUCCGUUUGCUGCUGCUGCUGCAGCUCCGCCGUGUGCCGCUACCCCUCCGUCGGCUACAGGCGUGGUGUCAAGCAUGGGCGGAUUAUUCGCCGGCAUGUUGCCGUCUUCCCAGAAUUUGGGGAGUACGGUGAAGCAGGAAACAGGUUUUGCUCAGCAACAGCACAUGACGACUCAAUUGGCGAUGCAAAGUGUUUCAGUACAGGGUGUGCCUUUUCCGGGGUCUGUGAGUCCCUGUUUCCAGCAGCAGCAGCAGCAGCAGCAGCAGCAGCAGCAGCAGCAGCAGCAGCAGCAGCAGCAGCAGUAUCGCUUGCAAAAGCAGCAGCAGCGCCGGCAGCAGCGGCAGCAGAAGCAGUUACAGAAGCAGCAGCAGCAACAGCAGCAGCAACAACAGCAGCAAGGGAAUACAGCAUGGGUGGGUGGUGCGUCAAUGGGUUGCUAUCCCGCUCCAUGCUCGAAUCCGACUCUCCCCAUUCCUACGACUUCACCAGCCUCCUUCCAAAUUCCCACAGCACUGGAUGCUGCCACGUCUACGGUUGCAAACGGCGUCCUUUCCCCUGGAAACGCAAGUUCUGGGAACGUUCAAAAGGAGUGCGAAAGCGGGGGAGCAGAGGCGCGGGGAUCGGUUGCUGGUGGCGGGAGUGGCGCUGCCGUUGCGGCGGAAGAUGCGGGCAGCGAGCCGAGCGAGGGGGAUGCGGGGGAAGGUGAGGGGGAGGGGAGGGAUGCGGAGACGGAGAAGCGGGAGGCUAGGCUGAUUAGAAAUCGGGAGAGUGCGCAACUUUCGCGGCAAAGGAAGAAGGUAACCAGCCUCGCCUCGCACUCGAUCAACGUCGAGUUCCGUUCGUGCGCAACUCAGCUGCUUGACGCCCGCAUCAUCGUUCUCGCAACACGCUAUGUGUAUCCCAACAACUCUCCCCCCUUCAACCCUUUCCCCCUCCCCCCUCCUUCUCCCCCGUUCCCCCGGCAGUACUACAUGGACGAGCUGGAGGCGCAGAUCCGCACCAUGUCCGCGGCGGUGGCGGAACUUAACUCCGCCGUCGCGCAUCUCACCGCGGAGAACGUCAGCCUCCGCCGCCAGCUCGCCUUCUUCUACUCCUCCCCUUCCGCCGCUUCCGCCGCGUCCGCCGCCGCUGCCGCUGCAGCAGCUGGAACUGGAGCUGCUGCAGGGUCGGCGGGUGCGUUAGGUUCGGGAAUUGCCGCAUCAGGCCCGGCACGAGGCUCGGGUAGACGCAGAAGGGGAGGUUCGGCAGCAGCGGCUGUAGCGCCUCCCAGUGCACUCUCGCCCGGUCUUGUUCCUCCGAUCCUGGGAGGGCUGGCUGGGAUUGGAAGCAUGGGGGGAAUAGGGUUACCACUCGGGGCGUUAGGGUUACGCGGUUUGUUCCCCCCCGCUCCGCCUGUCCCGAUUCCGAAGCUGAAGAACGUGAGCCGGCCGGAGUCCGCGCGCAAGAAAAAAGGCGCGCCUGGGGGGAGUGGCGCGAAGGCGAGCGGUGGGGAGAAGGACAGGGGCGCGAAGAAGCAGAAGAUAGAAGGAGAUGCGCAUGUGGGUGCCACGAAAGCUGCGGAUACUGCGGAAGCUGCUGCCACUCCUGCUGCUUCUACUGGCGUAGCAGCUACAGCAGCUGCCACCAGGCCUGUCAGGCCCUCCUCGCCACCCCGUGCUGUCUCCGCCGCCAAGGCACCCGCUCUCGUCCUCGCCAUGUUUGGUUUCUUCCUGAUCCUCUGCCCCUUCCUGCCGCCCAGCGGCGAACUGACACGUGGCGUGGCGCCGGCGUAUCCAGGCUGGCAGAGCAGCGUUACGAGCUGGCAGGGCAGCGGGACCGGUAGUUGGGAGCAAGUGGCCGGGGCCUGGCGCGAGGGAUGGCGUUGGUGGGGUGGUGGCGCGCCGAGGGGCGCAGGGAGGGGAGGGGUUCCGCGGGGAGAAGAGUGGGGAGGAGGGUUGGGAGGGGGUGGGUCGUUGAGGCCAGGAGGGCGGGUGCUGCUGGGUCUGGGGGAGGAGGAGGAGGGCGGGGAGGGGGGGAGGCAUGCAGUGGGAGGGGACGGAAUGGGCGUGUGGUGGAGGGACAGAGGGAAUGGCAGCAUGAGCGGUUCAGUACCACAGCAGCAGCACGGUCAGCACUCGUCUUCUCUGCACUCCUCUUCCCUGGGCUCGUCGGCGUCGGCUUUGAACCCUGUGUGGAGGCACAGGGUGGUGAGCGGCGCUCGGGUGGAGCAGCAUGCUGUUGACAGGCAGCAGCAGCGGUUCCCUGCCUUCGCAGCGGUGUCACGAGGCCAGGUGCCCAACCUCACAGCCGGCAGGGCUGCAGCAGACAGGGUUACAGCAGAUAGGCCUAGAGAUGGCAGGGAUGCAGCAGAGAGAGCGAGAGCGGCAGGCAAGGCCCUUGUGCCGUGGCGCCAGUGGUCACCUGCAAGCACGCUCAGGAGCCAGUCAGCAGGCAGUGCGAGAGGUGGGAGAGGUGGCAGUGGUGGCAGCGCUGGCAGCGGUGGCAGCGGUGGCAGCAGUAGCAGCAGUGGCGCUUAUGGUCCGCGGGUCAGUGGGAGUGGCUGCGAUGGCAGUGCCUCUGCGGGGCUGAGGGCUGGGGUUGGCGGUGGUGGUGGUAGAGUGGCGGGUGCGCUACCAGGAGCAGCAGCAGUGGAGGGUUCGUUGCCGUGGAAUCAGCAGCACUGGCAGCAGUGGCUGCUGCAGCACAGCUCAGGUGAGGAGGACGCCGGAGCACAGGGCCCUCUGUUCCAGUCGCAUACAUGCACGGAGCUCUUCCGGUUUGACUCCCAUCCAACCCAAGCGGCGCAGGAGGGGGAGGCACAGGAUGGGGCAGGAGAGGCAACGACACAUUCAGCAGGCAGCAGCAGCAAGAGGAACUCAUCUGGUGGCUGUGCAGGCAGCGGCAGUGCAAACUCCAGUGCAACGGACAGAAGCAGAAGCAGUGGGGGCCACAUUCCGGGUUCCUCACAUCUCAACUCCGCCACAGCUUCCGCCAGAACGACCACCAGCUCCGGCAGCAGCAGCAGGGUCACCGAGGAGACUAAGCCCUUCUCGCCUGUGCCUGUACCUGUGCCUGUGCUGUCUCGCCGCAUGUUCUUGCGGAGGCGGUAUUUGAACGAGCUGCCGGCGUCAAAGCAGGCCAUUCCUCUGCCUGACUCCAACCAGGCCAUUCCCCUCCUGCCUCCCACUCACGACUCUGAUGGGGUUGUGAAUACAGGAGGUCGGCACAGCGGCGCCAGCAGCACGACGAGUGUUGAUGUGGGCAGCAGCUUGGAACACAAUGCAACUACUGAGGGGAGUCCGAUUCGGUCGGUCCCAGUUGCAGUGCCUGGUCAGCAGCAGCAGAGUGGGUUUGGCCGGCAGAGCGCGUUCGCACAGCCUGAACCAGUCGUUGUGUCGAUUCUCUCGGACUUUGAUGCAAGUAGCGUGGGAAGUUUUUUCCAGAGUGGGACGAGGGGAUUCGCUGCAGGAUUUGCCGGGCCGGAUGGGGGUGUGGGGUCAGAGAGAGUGAAUGCAGAGCGAACGGGCAAAGGUGCAGAGGAGGAGGUGAGUGGAGGGAUGGGUGGAAGUGUUGUGGUGAUGGUGACUAGUGGGGGGAAGAGUGUGGCUUAUGCUUGUGCUUUAGGUGGCUCUAAAGGGAAGAGCAAGGACUUUGUCGACAUCGUUCUGUCCAAAACGCAGCGCGGCACGCCGACGGUGAUCCACAAGGGCAGCGCCGUUAACAGAAUCCGUCAGUUUUACAUGCGCAAAGUCAAGUUCACGCAACAGACGUUCCACGACAAGCUCACGACGAUUCUCGACGACUUUCCGCGGCUCGAGGAGAUUCAUCCGUUCUAUGGCGACCUCCUUAACGUCCUCUACGAUAAGGACCAUUACAAACUCGCGCUUGGACAGGUGAACGUGGCGCGCGGAAUCAUCGACCGCAUUACCAAGGAGUACGUGCGCCUGCUCAAGUAUGGCGACUCGCUGUACCGUUGCAAGCAGCUCAAGCGGGCCGCGCUCGGCCGCAUGUGCACGCUCAUGCGCAAGCAGGGCCCGUCGCUCGCGUACCUCGAGCAGGUCCGGCAGCACAUGUCGCGUCUGCCGUCCAUCGACCCCAACACGCGCACCAUCCUGGUGUGCGGGUAUCCCAACGUGGGCAAGAGCUCGUUUGUGAACAAGGUGACGCGCGCUGACGUGGAGGUGCAGCCGUACGCCUUCACCACCAAGUCGCUGUUUGUUGGGCAUACUGACUACAAAUAUUUGCGCUGGCAGGUGAUCGACACCCCUGGUAUCCUGGACCAUCCCUUGGAGGAGCGCAACACCAUUGAGAUGCUCGCCGUGACAGCGCUGGCGCAUCUGAGGGCCGCCGUGCUGUUUGUGGUGGACGCGUCUGGCAGCUGUGGGUACACUCUGGAGCAGCAGUCAGCGCUGUUCAACUCCAUCAAGCCCCUCUUCCUGAACAAGCCGCUGAUGGUGGUGUGCAACAAGGUGGACUUGCAGCCGCUGGAAGCGCUCUCGGAAGCUGACAGGAAGAUUCUACAAGACAUGGCGGCUGAAGCCGCCCGGUGCGGAGGCCCCGGCAUCGCUCCUCCUGCUGCUGCAGCUGAGGGAGGGGAGGGGGCGAUGGAGGCGGUGAUGGGUGACGGUGAUGGCGCGGGAUGUCUGCUGACCAUGAGCACCAUGACUGAUGUCAAUGUGGCUGCUGUCAAGAACGCUGCUUGUGAACGACUGCUGCAGAUGCGCGUGGAAGCCAAGAUGCGCAGCAAGCGAGUUGAGGACGUGGCGAACCGAAUCCACGUAGCUAUGCCGCGCCCGCGAGACAACAAACCCCGCCCGCCAGUCAUCCCACAAGCAGUUCUGGACCGGCAGGCCAAGGGCAUCAAGCCGUCCGAAGGCCGCAAGCUGGAGAAGGAUUAUCAAGAGGAGAUGGGCGGCGCGGGCGCCUACGUGGCGGACCACACGCGGCCGUACCUGCUGGGCGACGACACGUGGCGGCACGACGUGGUGCCGGAGAUCAUGGACGGGAAGAACAUCGCUGAUUUCGUGGAUGCGGAUAUCCUGGCGCGGCUGGAGGAGCUGGAGCGCGAGGAGUGGGAGAUGGAGCAGCAGGCGGAGGGGGUCGGCGAGGGCGAGUGGGGCGAAGCUAUGGACGAUGAAGAGGAGGAUCUGGCGCCAGAAGAGGCCGAGGCAUUGGCGGCUAUCAGGCUGAAGAAGAAGCGCCUUAUCACUCACCGCCAUCGCCAGCGCAGCGUCACCGACAGCCGGCCAAUCCUGCCGCGCCACGCGGACACGGGGCGGCAGUUCACAGCGGAGCGCAUGCGGCAGGAGCUCUCCUCCAUCGGCCUCGACCCCUCCGCUGCCCUCGCUCGCAUCAAGGCCGGCAAGACCGGGGAGGGCGGGGACGUUAGUGGUGGUGGCACGGUGGCCAAGGGGAGGAAGAGGAGCAGGUCAAUGGCGCGAGAUGGGAUGGAGGUGGAUGGGGAGGAGGGGAGGGGGAGACGGGGGGCAUCGCGGGGCCGGGAAGGGAAGCGGGAGGGGAGGGAAGGGAGGGAGGAAGGGGAGGAGGGGAUGGAGUUGGAUGAAGGGAAUGAGGAGAGGCUGAGGAAGAGAAUCCGGCACAUGUCGCGAUCGCGGUCCCAGUCGCUGGGGAGGAUAGGCGGGACGGCGUCGGCGCUGGCUGCGGAGGCGGUGCCUGGGGAGGGGUUCAGAGACACGGAGCAGAAGGUGGGGGCGAUUCAGCUGGCGCGGAAGCACGCGAAGAAGCGCAACGUGCAGAGCAGGAAGGGCGAGGCGGACCGCACGAUUGUGAACGUUCGCCCCAAGCAUCUGUUCGCGGGGAAGAGAGGCAUUGGGAAGACCGACCGGCGGUAG
Molecule: messenger RNA, 6342 nt
Organism: Closterium sp. Naga37s-1
Lineage: Eukaryota; Viridiplantae; Streptophyta; Zygnematophyceae; Desmidiales; Closteriaceae
Source: the annotation of a GenBank genome assembly